This is a messenger RNA of Argiope bruennichi, 3298 nucleotides long. It is a transcript of the gene Cog1, whose product is annotated as conserved oligomeric Golgi complex subunit 1-like. The transcript is spliced from 29 exons. The record is from RefSeq and is a predicted model, not a curated record. The coding region runs from base 328 to 3165 and encodes 945 amino acids. NCBI's taxonomy places the organism in Eukaryota, Metazoa, Arthropoda, Arachnida, Araneae, Araneidae. Gene Ontology annotation, biological process: intra-Golgi vesicle-mediated transport. Gene Ontology annotation, cellular component: COG complex; Golgi apparatus.
AUAUCAGGUGGAAUAGGGUAUACGGAAUAUUUGCCGUUCAUUGGCAGAGAAAAGUGAAUCUAUAUUUCUCCCAAAUUUUUCAGAGAAUCUGUUCAAUUUCUCUCGAUAACAUCUUCCCAUAUACACAUCGGUUUUGUUUUGUCAAUAUUUAUGAAAUUCAUUUUUUAACAGAGAAGAUUUUUUUUUGUCUUAAAUUUCUAUUAAAUUUAGAAAAUUUCUUAUUUAAAUGUAUCUCUAGAAAUUAUGUAUUGUUGAAUUUUCAUUAAUAUUUAAUUAUUAGUUACAUAUCUGGAUUUUCGUUAAUUUUCAUCGUACGAAAUUAGGACAAUGGGUACUGAUAUUUUAUUUGAAAACCACACAAUUAAGGAAAUACAGGAGAUAGAAAAGAAGCUUAGAAAUGACAUUGAGCGCAAAAAAGAAGAACUUCGACAGAUGGUUGGGGAGCGUUAUCGGGACCUGAUGGAAGCAGCUGAUACAAUCACUGAAAUGAAAGAAAUUGCAGAAAGUGUGACAUAUUGUGUAAAAUCUAUUGAAGAUAGUAGUAUUCAUUUACAAAAUAGCAGUUUACAAAAUGGUAUACUUAGUGCAAUUCAAGAGGAAGUUGCAAUGAAGAAGAAAAGAAAUGAAUUGUUGUAUACAGUUGCGUCCCAAAUCAAAAUAUUGAUGGAUUGUCCAACUAAAAUUUGGUCUUUUAUUGAGGACAAAGAUUCUGUGUGUGCUCUUUCGUUGUACUUGCUGGCAAGGCAUACUCAUUCAAUGCUUCUGUUGGAUCCUGUAUAUCGUGAACAAAAUGUUUCCACAUCUUUUCCCAUCAUCAACAGACAGUGGACAUCCAUUAGUCAUUUUAAACAUGUAUUAUUACAAAAUUGCCAAACUGUUUUAAAAUCUCAAGAAAGUGAACCAGAAGAUGUUGCUGGCCCACUUUGUUGCAGAUGCUUAUUAUCAAAUACCUCAUUGCAGCAAAUCUUUUUAGAAAUUUUAGAUGUUCGGAAAGAUGUACUGAAGUCCAUAUUUCGCCCUGAAAAGUCCGCAAAAUCUCAGAUAUGUGAAUUUGUGGGUGUUGUUCAACUAACUUUGAAAAUUAUUCAUGUCUUACUUUACUCUGAUGAUAAAAUUGAAGCAGAUAGUGAUUAUAAAACGAAUGUUCUACAUCAAGAAAUUUUAAAAUUAAUUAGUAAAGAUCAUCCAGGUCCUGUAUCAUUAUUAGACUUAAAAUCUAGUGCAACCUUCAAAUUUUUACCAACAUCAAUCACAGACUACCGACCUAAUCUCACAGUACCUUUAGAACCAUGCAGUGUUGAAUUCUUACAAACUAAAUGCAAAGAUUGGCUAAAUGAAAUUCAGGAAAUGCUUCAACCAGAAAUCAGGAAUCUUCUGAACUAUGUAAAUUCUGUGCAGAGUCUAGCUCUUGUUAGAGAAGCUGUAUAUGACAAGCUUUGUGAGGUGAUGCAUUGGGACAAAAUUUGUUUUGACUUGCUCAACCAUCACUUUUCCAUUUGGGAUUCUUUCCUAAAAAAUUGCUUUUGGGAACGAAUAGAAACAAUUGUUAAUGAGCAAGUAAAAUCAGCAACUGAAUUUUGUGAAAAGGACAUUGAAGAAACCUUAUAUAAACUUGGCUUAGAAAGUAAAAAUUCUACCUUAGAGGUAGAAAAAAAUGUUUCAUUAUAUGUAUGGCUGGAAUCACCAAAUGAUAUAUUAGACAAUAUUGCAUGGCAUGCUAGACAUCAUAGAAACUUUUGGAAUAGUGGAGAAUUAAGUAUGAAAGCCAUGGGAUUUACCCCUAAAGUUCAAAGCAUUUGUAAAGAUUUGGAUGAUCGCUUACUAAGUGCACUUGAAGAUAUUUCACACUUUUCACGUUUGCAAAGUCAGCUGUCAGAGGAUUCACCACCUAAAGAUGGAACACCUUUUACACAGAAAUUAGCUGAGGAACUAUCUAAGGAUGCAAGUGAUAUCUACAAGUAUCUAACACAAGCUGUGGAAAAACAUGUUUUUGAUUUAUCAAGCUACAUGGAGACAAAUCUUUUGUAUCUAGAAAAAGAAAAUUAUAGUUAUGAAAAUAGUUGCAGAAUAGUGUUUCUGGGUCAUUUGUGCUGUGGAAUAGGAAAUCUCUGCCCUCAUAUCAACUGUACUAUGUCAGCUGAUACUCUAAUUAAAUGUAUUGAAAGAUAUGCUAGGCAAAAUGCAAAGACUGCUUUUUCUGCUACUUCUCUGAAGGAAAAUGAUUUGUGGAAAGAUCUAAAGAAGAAACUCUUAGAUAUCAGUGCUUCUGCCUUUAGACUUUGGAGCAAAUGUCAGAUACAACAUGUAUUAAAUAUUGUCAAUUCGGACUUAGUAACAGGCUCUCCUGAAGGUUUAUUGAAAUCCCUUUUAAGAUGGGAUAAAGUAGAAAUACAGGAAGAAUCAGAACAAGGAAAUGCUGUUAAUUCUGUUUUAAGGAUACCUCAGCAUGUAUCUACACCAACAGCCAAUGCCUUAUUUGCAUUUUGUUGCAAAUUAAAUGCUGUUGGAGGAUAUGCUAUGAGCAGUGAAGUGCGUUCUUCAAUCAGCAAAGACUUGUUAAUUGGACUAUUAGACAUUUACAAGAAUAAAAUUGAUGCUAGUGCAGAAAGUUUCAACUCUAGGCUGCUACAGAUCCAGUCAUUACAAUUAUUGUUUGAUGUGCAAUUCCUAGUAGGUUUGCUUGUACAUAAAGGUAAUACAUGUGAUCUCAUCAGUAGUUCUUCGCAAUACAUUAUUGACAAAGCAGUUUCACAUAUUGAUCCUUUUGAUAUGGAUGUUUUCUCUGUGCCUCUACAACAAAAUAUAAAGAAAGCAUUGCAAAAGUCUUUGUCUUUGUUUGGUCUGCUUGCUUCUCCAGACCAAGUAAGUUACUUGAACAGCAUUAAAUCACCUCUAAUGAGUGGCCAGAUGGACCAUAACAUCAUGCUAACAUGCAAUAAUGGAAGCCGAUUUCCUCUACUGCCGUUGUCAUCCAAAUCUACAACGAUGACCAGUCAAUCAGAACAAUUCUCUGCUCCAUCAAAGGAGCUGGAAGGAACGAAUUUACCCUCACAUAAUUCUAGCCCUAACCUAACAGCUGCUGACAUUCCAUCUAAUCCCAUGAAAUCAGCAGCAUCCUUUUAUGAUCGAGUCACUGCCAUGAGUAGUAGUUGGUUUGGAAAUUAAAGGUCCAGUAGAAAAGGUGUAUUAUGGAAUCUCCAUUUGUUUAAAAAUGCACUGUUGGGGAAAAUGUAAAGAAAUAUAUGAAUUAUUUUAUUGAUUUGUUGAUAUUUUUAUUAAUAAAAAAUUUACAUGCAAU